AUGGGUGCCUUUGCAAAACUGAGCAUUGCUCUCGUUGCCAUCUUUGGCGUACUCUUUCAAUUGUACUUGAAAGAUGACAUCGUUAACCUGUUCGCCAUUGGCAGGACAAUCCAGCCUAUCGGUGAUUUCCCUUAUAAAUGUCGACGCAUAAAUAAUCCUCGCUUACAGGCUUGCGAAGACAUGUGGCUUUCUGAGCAGACGCGCCAGUUGUUCAUGGCAUGCUCGGAGCCGCUGGGUCGGGCCGCAUGGAUGCCUGCUGUCAUGCAACUUAACUGGCAGAAUCGAUCGCUCAAUGAUGCUGUGGUUGUUGCCGAUAUUGACAAGCCCGAUGGGGAUUUCUUCAUCACUAGGGUGCUUUCAACCCAGGGCUAUAAAGGCAUCCCGGGCGACAAUGAGCGGCUGUAUCUGCAUGGCAUAGACGGGCUGGAUGGGCAGUCGGAAGAUGGGAAGCCCAGAAUCGCAAUUGCAUUGAUCAACCACAAGGCGUCUGUUGAUGCUGUGACGGGCAAAGUUCUGGACCCUUCUGCUGUCGGAGGCAACUCUACCGUCGAGAUAUUUGAGACAGGUCCCGACGCUACCGAGCUAAGGCAUGUGCGGACGUACGCACAUCCCAACAUCACUGUCCCGAACAGGGCAACUUUUGCUGGAGAGAAUGUUGAUGCUGGCAUAUACGUCACCAACGAGAGCAAGACCAAGGUCGGCUGGCUGGCCAAUAUGAUUUCGAUCCUCCCGCUCGGCACCGUGCAGUUUUGUGAUGCGACAGGCUGCGAAGAAAUCUCGAGCGGCAUCCGGUUUCCCAAUGGCCUCUAUCGUGCUCGUGACGGACUCCUCUAUGUGCCUUCGUCUGGUUCCUCUACCAUUCGUGUUUAUCGCCAUGUCCCCGAGGCGAGCAAUAACGAAGGUCGAAGACACCCGGUUGAGGAGGUUGGCUUCAUGAACAUAGGAUACAGCAUCGAUAACAUCUCGGAAGAUGCCGAAGGCAACCUGUUCGUUGCAGCCUUCCCCAAAGUAACCGAAAUUCUCAAAUUUGGCGAUGACCCCAUGAAUAAAUGGAGCACAGCUACGAUUUUCCGCAUCCACAAGACCCAGGAGGCCGACGGGAAGCUGAGCUUCACCUUUGAGAAGUUGAUCGAGGAUAGAGACAAAGAGGUCCUGCCCGGUGCAACCACAGCUGUGCGCGAUGCCAAGACUGGCCGCCUAUUCCUAGGAGGCGUCACAACACCCUUUAUCACUGUCUGCGAUCCCGAAAUAAACCAUCACAUAUAA
Pyricularia pennisetigena is the source of this 1266-nucleotide messenger RNA. RefSeq lists its product as uncharacterized. NCBI's taxonomy places the organism in Eukaryota, Fungi, Ascomycota, Sordariomycetes, Magnaporthales, Pyriculariaceae. The coding region runs from base 1 to 1266 and encodes 421 amino acids. The record is from RefSeq and is a predicted model, not a curated record. The transcript has 4 exons.